Anopheles coluzzii is the source of this 751-nucleotide messenger RNA. RefSeq lists its product as uncharacterized. The coding region runs from base 332 to 751 and encodes 139 amino acids. The record is from RefSeq and is a predicted model, not a curated record. NCBI's taxonomy places the organism in Eukaryota, Metazoa, Arthropoda, Insecta, Diptera, Culicidae. The transcript has 4 exons.
UAAGAGAGAAAAAAAAACUCAACGUGUUUAUGUGCAUGAAAGUUUACAUUCGAAAUGAUAGCAUUGUCAUUCCUUGUUCGUGUCUGUCUCGGUUCGUUUCCAAAAAUGCACUUAACCUUUCCGGCAUAUAGGUAUUACAGUUAAUCCCCUACAUACGUUCGAUAAAAUACGCCCGUCACCGCCGUAACCGCAGAAAAUAUCACAUUCCACCGUGUGUGCGUGUGUGUUUGGUUCCGUUCCGUUCGCGUUACGUUUAUCAGACACGCAACGCGGUCAGUCUUGUGGUGUAGUCUGGCGAGAGAAGAUCCCGCCGAGGCAUACUUCCGGAAAGAUGGCGGCCUACAUAGUGAUACCGGUGAUCGUGCUAACGAUAAUGGCCAUUUGGUUUAUGGUGUACAUGUACGACAAACGAAUAAAACCCACAUUUAGUUCAACAUCGACACCGGCUACGACAACCUGCACAAACGUACGGCAGGAAGGUGGUAUAGUGUACACAAUUUCCAACACACCCAACAACGGUGGGGCGCCCGGUAUGGCACGCCCUGCCUCGGAUCUGAACAGUGGUGCCACACACAUCCGCAUCGAGCCCGAUGGACGUGGUGGUCCACCGCCGCAGUACGGUGGCUACACGAGCCAGAAUUUGAUCGUUGUAACGACAAUACCAAGAGAUUUGCCGCCAUCGUACGAUCAGGUGGUAACGAGCAGGAACGAUCCACCGAUCAGUAGUAGUAGUAACGAUACGGCAGUAUAA